Molecule: messenger RNA, 5736 nt
Organism: Mirounga angustirostris (Northern elephant seal)
Lineage: Eukaryota; Metazoa; Chordata; Mammalia; Carnivora; Phocidae
Gene: SERPINB9
Product: serpin family B member 9
Exons: 7
Coding region: 193-1320 (375 amino acids)
Cellular component (GO): cytoplasm
Molecular function (GO): serine-type endopeptidase inhibitor activity
Source: RefSeq, a predicted model, not a curated record
GCACCGCCCAGGCACCGCCCCCGCCCUGGCGGGAAACCUAGGAGUGGUCUCGGGCCCUGGGGGCUGGCGGAGUCCUGCGGGUGCCAGUCACCCGAGUGGGCACCCGCGGCGCGGCUGCGGAGCUCGGCCUGGAGUCGUCGGGAUCCGGGUCCGGAGGGAGGAGCGGCGCGGUGCCGGAGGGGACCCUGCAUCAUGGACGCUCUUUCUGAAGCAAAUGGCACCUUUGCCCUCCAGCUUUUAAAGAUACUGUGUCAAGACAACCCUUCACACAACGUGUUCUAUUCUCCUGUGAGCAUCUCCUCAGCCCUGGCCAUGGUCUUCCUGGGGGCAAAAGGAAACACUGCUGCCCAGAUGGCCCAGGUGCUUUCAUUAAGCACAGAGAAAGACAUUCAUCAGAGUUUCCAGUCACUUCUUGCUGAAGUGAACAAACCUGGCACCCAGUACUUGCUCAGAAUGGCCAGCAGGCUCUUUGGAGAAAAGACUUGUGAAUUCCUCUCGGCCUUUAAGGAAUCCUGUCUUCGGUUCUACCACGCUGAGCUGGAGCAGCUUUCCUUUGCCAAUGAUGCAGAGCAGUGCAGGGAGCACAUCAACACUUGGGUCUCAAAAAAGACUGAAGGUAAAAUUCGAGAUUUACUGCCAAGUAACUCAAUCAAUGCAAACACCAGGCUGGUUCUUGUCAAUGCCAUCUACUUCAAAGGAAGGUGGAAUGAACAGUUCAACAAAAUGUACACAAGGGAAAUGCCUUUUAAAAUAAACCAGAAGGAGCAAAAGCCGGUGCAGAUGAUGUUUCAGGAAGCUACGUUUAAGCUUACCUAUAUUAAAGAGGUGCAGACCCAGGUCCUGGAGCUGCCCUACGAGGGUGAGGAGCUGAGCAUGGUCAUUCUGCUCCCGGACGACAACGUGGAUCUAAGCUUGGUGGAAAAAAAUCUCACUUUGGAGAAAUUCAGAGCUUGGACCAAGCCAGACCGUAUGCAGAGCACCGAAGUGGAAGUUUUCCUUCCGAGAUUUCAGCUGGAAGAGGAUUAUGACAUGGAAUCUGUGCUCCGGGGUCUGGGAAUGGUUGAUGCCUUUCGGGAGGACGAGGCUGACUUUUCGGCAAUGUCAGGCGAGAGAGAUCUGUGUCUGUCCAAGUUUGUGCACAAGAGUUUUGUGGAGGUGAACGAGGAAGGCACGGAGGCCGCGGCCGCAUCAACUAUCUUGGUUGUGGAGUGUUGCAUGGAUUCUGGCCCCACGUUCUGCGCCGACCACCCCUUCCUUUUCUUCAUUAGGCACAAUGCAGCCAACACUAUUCUGUUCUGUGGCAGGUUUUCCUCUCCAUAAGGGUGAGCAUUCCCCUCUUUCUGUGUCCUCCUGCCCUGCUCCACAGCCCCGGAAAAUGGGCCUUCGAAGCGCAGUGCAAAGGUGAGGCCAGAUGCCUCAAGCAUCUCAAUCCCAUGCUUGUCUACACCCAGCUCUCCCCAUCCUGACCACUCAUUUGCCCUACUUAGCCAAGUUCAUGGGACAAGAGACCUUAAUGAUUCCCUGUAGUAUUUAAAGUGCAGUCCGAAUCCGAUAGGAUGGAAUGCGAAGUUUCCCUGAAUGGCCCCAGACUUACUCCCCUCUCAUUCCACUUGUAAUUCAUUCUAGUGACACUGUGUUCUGCCUUGUACCUCAAAUCUGGUUGCAUACUUGCCUUAGCCUGUUUCAGUAGUAAUAAAUGCUGCUAGCUGAGGCUAUUAUUUUAUAGUCUGCCUGGUGCAUGGGCUUUUUAGAAAGCUUCUUUAAUGCACAUUUUUAUUUUAUCUUUGACAUUCAUGCGUCACUAAGUAGGUGGCAAGCAGGGCAUCAGGCAUUGGAGACAAAGGGGGCGGAGUCAUGGUCUUUUGACACCUGGUCUUUAAUACUCAGGCCAGAGUAGCUUUUAUGACAGGUUGGACGAGGUCAUGUCCUUAAACUUAUCAUGUGAUCUCCUCAUAGGGAUCCCCUUUCCUUCUGUUCUUGUAUUUUCUUCACCUCCAACUCUAACAAAAAUUCCGCUCAACUCUUAAAAGUUCAUUUCCAAUGUCAUCUCCAGGAAAAUUUUCCUUUUCUACAUCAGCAGGUGUGCAUCUUUGAACUCUUCAUUGCAUACUGAGGGAGGGCAUUUCUCUUAUGGCGGUUGAUUUAUUUAUUAAUCAUCUGUGUUCUCCAACUAGACCUUAAAUUCCUCAGGGGGUGGGACUAUAUUUUACAUGUCUAUGUGCCGUGUACAGUCCAGUGGUAAGUAAUUUGAUCGUAGAUGAGCUCUGUAAUUUUUUAAAAAAGUGAUUAGCUAUCAGUGACAUUAUUGGGGCCUUUUUAAAGAAUUUGUUAUUGAGGUGAAAUUCACAUAGCAUAAAGUUAACCAUUUUAAAGCGAACAAUGCAGUGGUCUUAGUACAUUAAAAAUGUUGUGCAACCGGGCGCCUGGGUGGCUCAGUUGGUUAAGCGACUGCCUCCGGCUCGGGUCAUGGUCCUGGAGUCCCGGGAUCGAGUCCUGUGUCGGGCUCCCUGCUCGGCGGGGAGUCUGCUUCUCCCUCUGACCCUCCCCCUUCUCAUGUGCUCUCUCUCUCUCUCUCAUUCUCUCUGUCUCAAAUAAAUAAAUAAAAUCUUUAAAAAAAAAAAAUGUUGUGCAACCAAAAAAAAAAAAAAUGUUGUGCAACCACCACCUUUAUCUAGUUCCAAAAAAUGUUCAUCACCCCAAAGGAAAACCCUGUGCAGUUACUCCCCCCACCCCCAAUCCAACUCCUGGCAACUGCCAAUCUGCUUUCUACCUCUAUGGAUUUACCUACUCUGGAUAGUUUAUAUAAAUGAAUUAUAUAACAUGCGACCUUUUGUUUUUGGCUUUUACUCAGCAUGACACGUUCAUUCAUGUUGUGGCAUGUGCUUCAUCUCUUUUUAUGAUUGAAUAAUAUUCCACCAUAUAGCUGUAGCAUAAGAUUUGUUUAUCCACUCAUUCAUUGGUGGACAUUUGAUUUGUUUCCAUCUUUUUGCUAUUUAUGAGUAAUCCUUCUACAAACAUGCACAUACAUGUAUUUGUUUGGAUAGCUGUUGUAUAAGGGUUCCAGUUUCUUCAUAUCCUUAUGAACACUUGUUAUUUCCCACCCCUCUUUUUAUAGAAAAAUGAUGGCGUCUCUAAGUGGGUAGGAAGUGAAAUCUCAUUGUGUGUUUUAUUUGCAUUUUCCUAUGACUAAUAGUGUUGAGCAUCUUUUUAUGUGCUUACUGGUCAUUUGCAUAUCUUCUUUGGAGAUAAGUCUAUUCAAAUGCUUUGUUCAUUUUUUCAUUGGGUUGUCUUUUUGUUGUGAAGUUGUAGGAGUUAUUUAUAUAUACUGGAUACAAGACCCUUAUCAGAUACAUGGUUUGCAAAUAUUCUCUCCCAUUGCUUAGGUUAUAUUUUCCCUUUCUUGAUAAUGUCCUUUGAUCCACAAAGGUUUUUAAUUUCAGUGAAGUCCAGUUUAUCUACUUUUUCUUUUGUUACUCACUUAUGGUAUCAUAUGUAAGAAUCCUUUGCCAAAUCCAAAGUCACGAAAAUUUACAACUAUUUUUUUCAUAAGACUUUUAUGAUUUUAGCUCUUAUAUUUAGAACGUUAAUCCAUUUUGAUGUAUAUGAUGUGAGGUAGGGGUCCAACUUAAUUUUUUUGCGUAUGGGAUAUCAGUUGUCUCAACACCUAUAAUUGCUUUUGAAUUGCAAAAGGAUGUUGAUAAUAGAUAAAAAAAAUAAUAUCUAAACAAGUGAUAAGGUGAAAAAUUAUACAGCUGGCAUAUAUAUAUCAAAUCCAUUCCAUGAAUGGAAUCCACAACCAGACUGAAAGAAAAUAUUAUAAAAAAUCAGUAAGGAAUUAACACUAGGGUAUACAAAGAACUCCUGCAAAUCAAAGAGAACAAGGCAGUCAGUUAGUAAUCAGAAAAAUACAAAUAAAAUACCAUGAGAUUCUAUGCUCAACAUCCAUCGGAUUGGUGUCAGGAAGUUGGACACCGUGCAGCAUCAGCCAGAAAGUAGGGAAAUUUAGGAGCACUCGUGGGAACAAGAACCAAUAUGGCUCAGAUAGGAAGCAAUCUGGCAGUGAACUCAAUUGGUGUCUGCUCUGGGCUCCAGCAGCUCAUUUCGGGGUGUGUGGCCCAGUGCUGUCAUUGCACAGGUCCCCAGAGGUACGGGCACGAGGGGGUUCACUGCAACUUCUUUUAUGUUGGCAAUGAAUUGGAAGCUACCUAAGUGUCCAUCUCAAUGGGAAUAAUGAAGGUGUGCACAUACUUUUGCCACUAUGUAAGAGUUAGACUAAAGUACAAAGUAGGUGUACAUUCAGUCUUACGGAUAGAUGAUACUGAGUAAAAAAUACAUAUAUAUGUGUAUAUGUAUAUCUAGUUUAACAACUUAUAAGUUUUACUUAUGUAGAUUAAAAAUCUCUGCAGUAUAUAUUAUACAAGGAUACACACCUACUGUAUUUCUUUUUAUUGGUGAGAAACUUUUCAUAAAUUUUGCUAUGAUGUUUUAUUAAUGAACAGUUUUUUUAUCCCAGGUUUUCUUCCGUAGUGAUUUUUGACACUGCUUUCAAUUCUUAGAAAUACUUUCCCAUUGAAGCCAGCACGGCACCUAUAUUUUCUUCUAAACUGUUAUGUUUUUAAUUGAUUUAACUAUUUAAUCCAUCUGAAAUUUGUUUCUGUGUUGUUGACAUUCAGGAGAAAAUAUAAUUGUAUUUAUUUACAAAUGGCCAACUUCUCAACAUUAAUUGUAAAUAAUCUGUUUUUCCCUAGUGUUCACGGUGAUUUUCUCAUCUUCAUUCUUCAAGGUGAACAUCAGAAUAAUUUUGCAAUACUCAAAGUAAUGUUUUUAACUUUGGUAUUUUUUGGAGGGAUUAGUGUGACAUUAAACAUAUAAAUUUGGGGAUAAAUUAAUCUAUUUACAGGGUUUAGUCUUGUUCAGGAAAUGUGAGGAGUCUCCAUUUAUUCAAAUCUUUUUUAUCUCCCUCUCUCUAUAUAUAUUUAUGUAUAUAUAUAUAGACAGAGAGAGAGAGACAUAGUUUUGUUUUUCUUGUUAUGGUAUUUCUAAGUUUUAUUGUCAUUAUAAUAAUUGUAGUGAGAGCAUUUUUCCCUCAUUUGGUUAUGGGUGGCAUAUAAGCAAACGAAGUUUAGUACAUACUAAAGAGAAACAUCAUUUCUCCCUCCUCCUACUAAAUACUUUUGACCCCAGUUGUGUGGGUUUUUCCACACCAAGCAGUUCUCCGCUUCUCAGGGACACCGACUGGGUGCCUUACAAUUUAACUGAAUUUUAUUUUUUCCGCAAUAGAAGAAUUUAAUUCAUUUAUAUUAUGCAAUACUCUGCAGAACAUUUUUUUAAAUUGUGAAGGGUCUAUAUGCAGUUCCUGAAAAAGGUCAUGAAAACAAAUUAAGUGAAAAAUACAGCUUUCAGUACAACGUGCCUACAUGAUGCACGCAUUUAUGUGAACAGACCCUGUAUGUCUACACGUAAAUUCACAUAUGUGAGUCUCUGGGAAAAGGUUUAAAAGGCUAAGCCUUCACCUUUAACAGAGGUUAUCUCUGGGAAAGGUUUUGAGGGGGAAUGGGAGGAAAACUUCCAGUUUUUACUCUCUGUGUUUCAAUAUUAUUUAAUGUUUCAACUAGGAAAAUCUAAUCCUGUGAUCUGCACAUAAUUCAAAGGAAGAACUCCAGGAUAUAACCACAUGUGUAAUUCUGAGUGACACGGUAUUGAAACUGAAAUAAAUCUACAUAAACAGCUUUAAAA